Messenger RNA from Grus americana (Whooping crane), 593 nucleotides. RefSeq names its product ribosomal protein L39 (gene RPL39). The transcript is spliced from 3 exons. Gene Ontology annotation, biological process: translation. Bases 145 to 300 code for a protein of 51 amino acids. Gene Ontology annotation, molecular function: structural constituent of ribosome. The record is from RefSeq and is a predicted model, not a curated record. Lineage: Eukaryota; Metazoa; Chordata; Aves; Gruiformes; Gruidae. Gene Ontology annotation, cellular component: ribosome; cytosolic large ribosomal subunit.
UGCGCCGGGGCCGCCGGGCCGCCAGGGGGUGCUGUGGCGGCGGAGCCCCUGCCGCUCCCCGCCUCGCUCGCCGUUUCCCCCCUGUCCCGCCCCUUCCGCCUCUUCUGCCGCCGCCAUCGCCGGGACGCCGGGCAGCUUCGCGCCAUGUCGUCUCACAAGACGUUCAAGAUCAAGCGCUUCCUCGCGAAGAAGCAGAAGCAGAACCGGCCUAUUCCGCAAUGGAUUCGCAUGAAAACGGGCAAUAAGAUCAGGUACAACUCCAAAAGGAGACACUGGAGAAGGACCAAACUGGGCUUGUAAGAGAGACUGUCUCCUGGGAACUCUAAUAACACUUGUCUUUCUGCGUCAGAUUGAUACACCUCAUACGCUGUUCGGCGACCCCCGAGUGAUUCCUUCUGUUGUGUUGGACUGCAAUCCCCAAUGUUUGGGUUUUUUUUUAUAAGCUAGUCUGCGUUAUUGAUGUUAUCUGGGAAAAUCUUAAAGUAAUUUGCAUCUGAAACAUGAAGACUGUGUUCUAUUGGUGUUCUUUCUUUCAGGCAUCAUCAUGAGUAUUGACAGUGUACAGGCUUGCUAAUAAAUAUGGACCUGAAUGA